AUGGACCUGCUUGAUACGCUCGACUUGUCACACUUUCACUCCGGGGAUGAGCUGCAGCGUGUCGAGUUUUGCAAGUCGCUGUUUCUUUCCUUCCAGCAAAACGGGUUCGUCAAGCUCAUCAACCACGGCUUGAGCGCGGAAUACGUGACGGAAGGACUGCGAUAUAACAAAGCCCUCUUUGCCUUGAGUAAGGAGAAGAAAGCGGGUUUUGCCCACCCGCCACGGCCAAACCCGCACAGAGGAUACAGCUAUGUUGGACAGGAAAACAUCUCGGGGGUCACCGGAUUCGAGCGCGGUGAGCAAAGUGGCCAGAGAGUCGUUGACUUGAAGGAAUCGUUCGACCAUGGUGCCCCCGACAACACCAUGUACCCCAAUAUCUGGCCGGAUGAGGACGAUCUCCCAGGUUUCCGGCAGUAUAUGCUCGGCUACUACGAGAAAUGCUACAAACUACAUCUCGAGAUCAUGAGCGCGCUGGCCUUGUCGCUCGGGCAGGAUGCGCACUUCUUUGACCCCCUGCACGAUGCUCGUGCAAGCGAGUUACGACUGCUCCACUACCUCGAAGUCCCCAAAGCCCAAAUCGGCCAAUGCGACCAGACCCGCAUCGCGGAGCACACCGACUUUGGCUCCCUCACCCUCCUCAUGCAGGACGGCUCCAACGGUCUCGAGGUGCAGGACCCAGCAACGGGCUCCUUCUUUCCCGUGCAAUGCACUUUCCCGACGUUGAUUGUCAAUGUGGGCGACUCGAUGAUGCGCUGGAUGAAUAAACGUAUCCACUCGGCAUGUCAUCGCGUCCCGAUCAACGCCGACAGGAUAUCUCCCGAGACGGGCUCCGUGCCUGCCCGACACUGCAUCGCGUACUUUGGAAAGCCGAACCCGGGUGCAUCGCUGAAGCCUCUCGACGCGCUGGUCAACGAGGAGUAUCCUGCUGUCUUCGAAGAUAUCAAGGCGCAUGACUAUGACCAGAGUAAGCUGCGUCGUAUCUAUGCCGCAGCGUAA
This is a messenger RNA of Penicillium brasilianum, 996 nucleotides long. The record is from the annotation of a GenBank genome assembly. Lineage: Eukaryota; Fungi; Ascomycota; Eurotiomycetes; Eurotiales; Aspergillaceae.